CCUUCAAAGCCUCUUACAUUCCAGUAGAAAACUCUCUCUACAAGUCCUUAACUUUGUUCACUCAUUCCAGGAAGGUGCUUCAACUCUGGAUCUUCACACGGAGCCCGGCUUUCCCAGUGUGCUUUCCCAGUCGUCCUGGGCCGACACGGGAGUUCCGCUUCCUGCCAAAAACCUGAUGUUCAAAGACGGCCUCUUGUCAGAGUGGAGUGGACGCUCGCCUUCCUCCUUUCUCCUUGCGAAUCUCCACCUGCAGUAAUUUGAUUACACCAUUGAUUGCUCACACGUUCUGCCUUUUUCUUUCUUGACAUUGGCUUUACAGUGUCAGCCACCAAGAGCAUCCUCUGCUGCGGUGCCGCCCGUGCUCGCUAUAGGAAGUGCUCAGAGCCUGCCGGUUUUCCGAAGGAAGCCGUAGUGUUGCACGUCUUACUGCAGUGCAGCCCAGUGCUCUUCAGCAGCCAGCACCGCGUUUUUACCUUGAGACAAUCUGCAUUUCUUUUCUAAAACUAAGGAUGUACUUUAUAGGUUCUAGGUGACUGUUAGGUUUAUAAGCAGUCACUCUGAAUAUUGCAGUGUAGUUUUCUAGGUUAGUUUCUCAGACAUAAACCUGGUUUAAUUUUAUAUUUUGUUAUCUACACUAAGGGGAUCCCAGGAGGAGAUGGAACUCUUCCUCCGACAGGUAGUCCCGCUGGAAAGUGGCAAGUGUCCAGCAGUGAGAGGUCUGUACCAGGGCAUUAAGGGUUCCUGUGGAUGUCUGUGAAUUAUGUAUGCCAAGUGAACAGGAUUGGGGAAAUGUCAGUCAGCAUGGUGUGUAAGCUUCACCUUGGUUUGUAAGGUCUCAACUGACUAUUCAUUGACAUCUCGUGAAAAAAGCUUUGGAAAACAUUCUAUUUUUAAAUGAUGUUUGUAUGUGGGCUUCUGCUGUCAACUCAACUUUGGGCUUUAUAUUUUCAUAGAGUCUUUAUGGAAAAGUAGAAUUUAUUUUCUACUUGUACUUGAGGCUGUCGCGUGUCUCAUUUUGUCUUGUAGCGUUACCAGUGAACUGUUAGGACAGUUGACUUUGGUUUCCAAGCAAGGAUUGUGGUUGGGAGCUGCCCAGUCGCAGCGUCAGGGCGGUCUUUGGACUCAGCUCCAUGGUAAGGCAAUUGACUGUGCAUACACAGCACCUGGACAAAGCCUGGCACACAGCCCUGAGGGGCAGUGGGAAAGCACUGGCUGGCCUCACGCGCUGCUUCGGGAGGUCGUUCUUUCUCGUCUCAGAUGUCAGGCUUUGUGGAACCACACAGAGGCAUUUCAGGUCACCUCCCUUGGGGGAUUGUGCAGGGUUAGAUUAGCUCCCCUUAGAGGGCAAUGGCUUGCUAGUGUGAAACUAACCGAGCUAACAGGUCUGGCUUCAGGCUGUUUGACAGUGGUUGAGCCUAACAGUUUUGCUGAUGGCCUUUGUUAUUUAUGCAGCUGAUAUUUGUGUAUUUAACAAACUUCUGGAAGUAUAUGCCUUUCUUGGAACCAUUCUAGUGGCCAUGCAUUUAAUACCCAUGGCCUAUCUGUAGAACUGAGGAUUUUGGACCAGGUUACUUGUAACACAGUUAGUGCUGUGUUUGGGGUAAAUGCAGUAAUGUUUAGUUUUGUACUUUGUCUUGUAUAAGGUGUGUAUGUCAGGUUUGUCUGUAAAGGAAAAGUACGUAGUAACAUUAAACGAUCUCUAUGACUGUGAAACACUCAUUAGUGCAUUCCCAGGGCUGCUGGCUGUGUGUAUGUUUAACUUUACAGCUCCCACUGAAAGUUGUAUUUCAUUUGAUCAGGGCUCUUUAAUCUCACUUUAUUUUGCUUUGUUUGAGUUAACUGUGGUAUUUAUCCUUGUAUUAGCAGUUGAGCACCAACUCUAACGACAUGUACACUAAUAAAGAAUUGAACAGUUGUAGUUACAA
Molecule: messenger RNA, 1925 nt
Organism: Cricetulus griseus (Chinese hamster)
Lineage: Eukaryota; Metazoa; Chordata; Mammalia; Rodentia; Cricetidae
Source: RefSeq, a predicted model, not a curated record